Messenger RNA from Morus notabilis, 1942 nucleotides. RefSeq names its product pectinesterase. The coding region runs from base 490 to 1704 and encodes 404 amino acids. Lineage: Eukaryota; Viridiplantae; Streptophyta; Magnoliopsida; Rosales; Moraceae. The record is from RefSeq and is a predicted model, not a curated record. The transcript has 3 exons. Gene Ontology annotation, biological process: cell wall modification. Gene Ontology annotation, molecular function: pectinesterase inhibitor activity; pectinesterase activity.
CUAAGAAGAAACACAAAACUCUCUUUAAUCAUCUCCACACCCACUUUAGCCCUCCUAUUAACCCUCCUCUUCAUUUCAUCACAAACCCAUUUCACAAACACCAAAACUAAUAAUAAUCAACAAAACCCGCACCUACAUUUCCACAAACACAGCCAAAUCGCACUCUCAGCAUGCGAAGGAACACUCUACCCGCAACUCUGCGUGUCGACGGUCGCUUCUUUCCCGGACCUUAUCUCAAAAUCUCUCCCCCAAAUAAUCUCCUCCACAGUCAGCCACACGCUCAAAGAGGUGAAAGCCUCGUCCACAAACUGCACCAACAUCGAAAGAAACCUCAGGAGCAGCGACCCGGUUCAGAAGCGAGCUCUCGACGACUGCCUCGAGCUCCUGGACGACACAAUCGCCGAGCUAAACGAUGUCGUUUUCGAUCUUUCGUCGAGGAAAUCGGCGUCGAAGCACUUCCACGACUUGCAGACGCUGCUCAGCGGCGCGAUGACGAACCAGUACACGUGCGUCGAUGGGUUUGAUUUCGCCAAAGGGAAGUACGUGAGGAGUAAUAUACAGGAGAGGUUGCUUACUAUUUCUAACCACGUGAGUAACAUCUUGGUCAUGGUGAACAAGAUCAAGAGCGAGCACAAGGCCACCAAUAGGCCGACGUCGUCCGAAGUUUUCCCGGAGUAUGGGAGAGUGAAAAAUGGUUUCCCAACGUGGGUUUCGUCCAAGGAUCGAAGAAUGUUGCAGUCGACGGUGAAUGCGACCAAAUUUGACUUGGUGGUGGCUAAGGACGGCACGGGAAACUUCACCACCAUUGGCGAGGCGGUCGCGGCGGCUCCCAACAACAGCGAAACAAGGUUUGUGAUAUACAUAAAAGCCGGUGCUUAUCUUGAGAAUGUGGAGGUAGUGAGGAAGAAGACCAAUUUGAUGUUCGUGGGAGAUGGAAUAGGAAAGACCGUCGUCAAAGCCAGUAGAAAUCACGUGGAUGGCUGGACCACGUUUAGAUCGGCCACCGUAGCCGUGGUGGGGAACGGCUUCAUUGCGAAGGGCAUAACCUUCGAAAACUCAGCCGGGCCGAGCAAGCACCAGGCGGUGGCGCUCCGGAGCGGCUCCGACCUCUCGACCUUCUACAAAUGCAGCUUCAUCGGCUACCAGGACACGCUAUACGCCCACUCCCUCCGCCAGUUCUACCGCGAAUGCGACGUCUACGGCACCAUCGACUUCAUCUUCGGCAACGCCGCCGUGGUCUUACAGAACUGCAACUUCUACGCCCGCCGCCCCAACCCCAACCAGCACAACAUCUUCACCGCCCAAGGCCGCGAAGAUCCCAACCAAAACACCGGCAUUUCCAUCCUUAACUGUAAGGUAACGGCCGCUUCGGACUUGUCCCCCGUGAAGUCCUCCUUCAAGACGUAUCUCGGCCGUCCCUGGAAGGAAUACUCACGUACGGUCUUCAUGAAGUCGUACAUUGACGAUUUGGUGGACCCCGCCGGGUGGUUGGAAUGGAAUGCCACGUUUGCGUUGACGACUCUGUAUUAUGGAGAGUACAUGAACCAUGGGCCCGGGUCGAACACGAGUGCCCGGGUGACGUGGCCGGGUUAUCGGGUCAUCAAUAGCUCGGUUGAGGCUAGUCGGUUUUCUGUGGAUGCGUUUAUACAAGGGGGUGAGUGGCUGAAUUCUACUCAGGUUCCUUAUUUUGCUAAUUUGGGAUGAACUACUAGUUAUUAAUUAGCUAAUUACUACUAUUAUUAUAAAUACUCCUAGAGGAAGCCUUUUUUUUUUACUUGAUUUGAUUUGAGAUAUAUAUAGUUCUUAUAGUACAUUGCUUUGCAAAUACUAGCAAGGCAUGUGGGGGGAAUUAAUAUUGGUGGAAGAUAUAGCUACCAAAGGUGUUAUAUUAUGCGAUUGAAUGAUUAUUAAAUAAUUUUAAUGGAGUAGAUUGUGAACUAAU